This is a messenger RNA of Phoenix dactylifera (date palm), 999 nucleotides long. The record is from RefSeq and is a predicted model, not a curated record. Lineage: Eukaryota; Viridiplantae; Streptophyta; Magnoliopsida; Arecales; Arecaceae.
AAGCAUUUAAUUCCAGAAACCAUCACCGGCCACCUUAAAUCCCCCCCAGGACAUGUAAUCCUUCCGUGCGGUUUCAGCCUUUGCGAGACCGAACAAGAGGGAGAGAGUGAGGAUGGUGGCCUUGAAGGUAUUUGGACAGCCAACAUCCACAGAUGUUGCCAGGGUGCUGACAUGCCUCUUCGAGAAGAACUUGGACUUCCAACUCAUUCGUACCGACAAGUUCAAGGGAGAGCCAGUGGUCCCUGAGUUUCUUAGGCUACAGGAUCCUACUGGUCAAGUAAUCUUUAAAGAUGGGAAGUUCAUGAUUUUUGUUGAUUCAAGAGAUGCUUGCAGGCACAUUUCGGAGAAGUACCCUGAUAUGGGAAACAAGACCCUUUUUGGAACUGGUGUUCUCGAGAGGGCAACGAUUGAACAGUGGCUGCAAGCAGAAGCUCGGAUGUUUGACCCUCCAAGCUCAACUCUAGUCUUCCAUCUGGCCUUCGCAACACCAUUAGGCUUGCAUCCUGAUCAAUCUUUGAUCGAGAGAAAUGAGAAGAAGCUGGCCGAUGUUCUUGACAUCUAUGAAAGUAGGCUGGGAGAGGACGAGUACUUGGCAGGGGAUGAAUUCACGCUGGCCGACCUCUCACACCUCCCCAACGCACACUACCUUGUUACCAAGACAGAGAGGGGACGCAAGCUUUUCACUUCAAGGAAGAAUGUGGCGAGGUGGUGGAAAGCAAUCUCGGAUCGGCCUUCAUGGAAGCGGGUGGUCCAAAUUCAGAGUGAGCAUCCAAGUCCACUGGAGAAAUUGGAGAACUAGAGUUUCAUUUGGAUGACUUUGUUUGCUGUGUGGUUUGGCUUCCCUUCAUGUUGCGGCUUCCUUUUUUUGUUGUGUGUUUGUUACUAUGCAAGUCUUCUUGACCUGCAUCUGUCAUGGAUAAAGAUCUUCUGUAUCUCACAAAAAAUUAAAAAUAAGAAAAAGGAGUGUUAAGAAUAAUAAGAUAUUGUGGAGACAAAUAU